Molecule: messenger RNA, 1867 nt
Organism: Tuber aestivum (summer truffle)
Lineage: Eukaryota; Fungi; Ascomycota; Pezizomycetes; Pezizales; Tuberaceae
Source: the annotation of a GenBank genome assembly
CAUUCAACUCCCUUAAACUCCCCAGCAAUGCCACCAAGGAUAUCUUUAGCACAUUACUUGCGGCAUCUAUGGAGAAAUCCAUGCCCCUUCCAACCGACCCAACCCCCAGACCUUGCGAAUCGCUGCCGGUCAUUCACCACUACCGUUCCAAAUGCAUUUGGUAAUCGUCCAAAAAGAAUCUCCUCCUCAGGUUCCCCCGAACUUCUUGAGGGCUCCAAGGCAGCCGCUCUCGAGCGCAAGCGACUGGCCACUCGACCCGGAGUCCUAGCCAUUAAAAAGGGAAUGACGGCCAUCUACAGACCAAAUGGUAGGCGGAUCUCCUGCACCGUCCUGCAGCUCGAGCGAGUUCAAGUCACGGCAGUUAAAACUCGUCAAAAACAUGGGUAUUGGGCAGUGCAGGUUGGCUCUGGCUGGAGAAACUCGCAGAAUGUGACCAGGCCAAUGUUGGGCCACUUUGAAGCGGGCGGUGUAGCUCCCAAAGAGCACCUACGAGAAUUCCGAGUUAAGGACGAAAAUGGGUUGAUGGAACCGGGGACUACUUUUUCUGCCGACUUCUUCAUAGAGGGCCAGUAUGUUGAUGUUAGAGCCAAUUGCAAAGGUCAUGGAUUCGCAGGAGUACGCCUCACCGAAUGCUGAACCUUGAGAAAACAUUGGCUAAUUUGUCGAUAGGGUAUGAAACGGCACGGCUUCGCCGGUCAACCUGCUUCCCACGGUAAUUCCUUGAGCCAUAGAAUCAUGGGUUCCGCUGGUCAAUCUCAGGGCGGUGGUUCCCGUGUCCUCCCCGGGAAGCGGAUGCCUGGGAGGAUGGGAGGUCACCGAGUCACGAGACCGCAUGUUCAGGUCAUGAAGAUAGAUAAGGAAUUAGGGACUAUUCUUCUCUUUGGUAAGUAAACAGCCUGGAAUAAGUCCCCUAGCAAGUGCUUACCGAUCCCCAUAGGUCCUGUACCUGGUCCAAAGGGCUGUACUGUCGCCAUCCAGGAUACUAUUCUCGGGCCUCCACCAGCUAUUCCUGAGGCGACUGCAGCUCCCGGCGAGUCCGCUGUAGCAGCAGCGUAAUUAUUAGGCUUAGCCAUGUACAGAAAAGCUCUCAAUAAAACACUACCCAGCCUGUAUCUGCGUCAUCCUCUGUCCCUUGUUCUCAAGAAUCGCAACUCCCUGCUCCCGCUUCAGACGCUGUGCUGACUGGUAAAUGUAUAACAAAAGAGUAAUAUGAUUACAUGUUCCUGACCUAUGAUAAUCUCAUUCAGGGCAUUGCGUCCGGCCCCUAAGUCGGUCAUUAUCAAUUUGAGGGUGCCUGACGGGCUUCCGCCUUCAGCUAUACCCAACCCUCUCCAAAUCCUGGCUUACUCCCAGCCAAACUUGCUCCCUUUUCACCACCGGUAUUCCGGCUAUGACUGCUCCUUCGUACACCAAAGGAAUCCACCCCCAGCUAUCAGCGAUCAAUACCUAUAACUUAUCUUCUCCCGAAGUUGCAUCUACUCCCAUAACGCACCCAAUGCCCAGUGAUGCAACGCCGCCAUGCCUAGCCCCAGACGGGAAACCCCGACCCCACCCGUAUAUAGGAUAAGGGCCUGUUCGGUUGCGACUCAUAUUUGAGAUGGCAUUCUUAGUGAGAAGCAGAAAAUCACAUUUUCCGAGGAAUUACCACAAGCCAGAUUUCUGUAUCCUCAGGUGUUCCGUAAGAGCUGGUUUUUUUCUUCUCAUUGUGGUUGUUGAUGAUAUGAGGUGUAUAAUUAGAAGAGGGUACAAAAAUUCUGCUCAGACCUCUUUUUUUUCAUAAUAUAGCAUUUUUAACGUUAAAGUAGCAUUUUUUAGAAAUCAAACAAUUAACGACCGAACACAAUUGCUAUUUCUAAGAUGUCAUUUG